UAAAAGAGUGAUAUAUACUCACUUCUUAAAUCACCACCAUUCACAACAAAGGAGAUAAUAGUCUCCUUUCAUUUAAGCUGCUAGCAUGGAGAUUUUUCAUUUCAAUUUAACUCUAUUUCUCCUUAUUCUCAUUCCUCUAUAUUUUCUCAUCACAUUCAUAAGCAGAAAUGAUCAAAACAAACCCAACUUUCCACCUGGUCCUCCUAAACUUCCAAUCAUUGGUAAUUUACAUCAACUUGGGAAACCACUUUAUCAAGGACUAUCAAAACUAUCAAAAAUAUAUGGUCCAGUAAUGCUUCUACAAUUUGGCAGUGUACCAACCGUCGUAAUCUCCUCUGCUAAAGCUGCUGAACAAGUAAUGAAAACACUUGAUGUUGAGUUUUGUAGUAGAGUUCAACUUGCUGGACGAAAACAGCUUUCUUAUAAUUACACAGAUAUGGCUUUUGCACCUUAUGGAGAUUAUUGGAGAGAGGUUCGAAAAAUAUGCGUACUUGAGCUCUAUAGUAGGAAAAGGGUGCAGUCUUUUAAGUUAGCCAGGGCAGAGGAAAUCGAUGUUUUGAUUAAUUCCAUUUCAUCUUCAAAAUCUGCUCCAGUUAACGUUUUUGAAAAGCUAACAAGCUUUGGACAUAACACAGUUUGCAGAGUUGCUUUCGGUAGCACAGCCGGUGAAAGUAUGAAUAGAUUUGAUAAUGGAAGACUUACGAAACUUUUUCCCGAAAUCGCCGUAUUGACUAGUUUAUCUGCAUCCGAUUUCUUUCCAAAGGUAAGUUGGUUUAUUGAUUGGAUCACUGGAAUCCAUGGUAAAACAGAAAAAUGCUUUCAUGAGUUGGACAAUUUUUUACAACAAAUCAUAGACGAGCAUGAUAACCCGGAGCGACUGAAACACGGGGAUGAAGAUAUCAUAGACGCUUUGCUCAAACUAAAGAAGGCUCAAACGAGUACAAUUCGUCUCACUAACGACCAUAUUAAAGCAAUUGUUCUGAAUGUAUAUAUGGGUGGGGUGGAGACAGCAGGUAGUGUAAUGACUUGGGCAAUGGCAGAACUGGCUAAAAAUCCCAAAGCAAUGAAGAAAGUUCAAGAAGAGAUUAGAAGUUACGUGGGAUCAAAAGGGAAGGUAGAAGAAUCAGACCUUGAUAAUUUCCAUUACUUAAAAAUGGUAGUUAAAGAAACUCUAAGGUUGCAUCCGUCAUGUAUAUUGCUUACAAGAGAAUGCCUAAAACACAACAAAAUUGAUGGUUACGACAUCUACCCCAAGACAAGGAUCCUGAUAAACAUAUGGGCGUUGGGAAGAAAUCUAGAGUAUUGGGAAAAUCCAGAAGAAUUCUUGCCAGACAGGUUUCGGGACAGCCCGGUUGAUUUUGUCGAAAACUUAAAUUUUGAAUACAUACCUUUUGGGGGAGGUCGAAGGAUUUGCCCAGGAUUGAAUAUGGGAAUCGUCUUAACAGAGCUCGUCCUUGCCAAUGUAUUGUACACUUUCGAUUGGGAAUUUCCAAAAGGAUUAAAGAGGGAAGACCUAAACAUGGAGUCAUCUGGAUGUAUAUAUACACUUGAGCUUGUACCCAUCAAGCAUGUGGUUACGAAAUCUGAUUAAGAGAAGUUAAUAAAUCUGUAUAUGCAUGAUAUUGUAUGGGGUGAUUGUGUGUUAAAUAUUAUUGUUCCUCUCCAUUA
Molecule: messenger RNA, 1668 nt
Organism: Papaver somniferum (opium poppy)
Lineage: Eukaryota; Viridiplantae; Streptophyta; Magnoliopsida; Ranunculales; Papaveraceae
Product: cytochrome P450 71B36-like
Exons: 2
Coding region: 86-1591 (501 amino acids)
Molecular function (GO): iron ion binding; heme binding; oxidoreductase activity, acting on paired donors, with incorporation or reduction of molecular oxygen
Source: RefSeq, a predicted model, not a curated record